AUGGAAGCUGAAGAAGUUCUGAAGCUUUUUGAGUCGAAAUGGUUUGAGCAAAGAAUUUUUUCACGAAAGGAACCUUCCUCAACUCCUAUGAACAACCAAUUUCCGGAAGUUCAUGAACAACACAAAGAAGCAAAGCUUCUUCCAGCCACAACCCUGCACGCCCGGUCUCUAAGUGACAGGUUUCUGGGCUCAGGAACGAGUUUUAGCUCCGAUUCUCCAUCUUCAAACUCAGAAAUCAUUCUCAAACCAAAGCUCCAAGAGAUAGUCUCCGGGAAAGAAGUGGAAGCAAGUUACAGAACAGAAGCAGAGGAAGAAGUGGCCGAGAGGAGUUCCACGAAGACGAGGAACUAUAUGGCCAAAAGAGGCCCCAGUAAGAGCUUGUCUGAGCUCGAGUUAGAUGAGCUAAAAGGGUUUAUCGACUUGGGUUUCGUGUUCUCAGAAGAAGAUAGGAACUCGAAAUUGGUUUCUAUCAUUCCUGGACUCCAGAGAUUGGGAAGAGAAGAAGGUGAAGAAAUCAAAGAUCAUGAAAUCUCAAGGCCAUAUCUCUCAGAAGCAUGGGGCAGUUUGGACAGGAUGAGGGUGAGCAGUCCAUGGAUACAUUCAAGAAUUCAAUCUUUCCAUGACGAAGUAGACAUGAAAAAUCAUCUCAAAAUUUGGGCUCAUGGCGUUGCAUCAACUGUAAGAUCAGGAAGAUGA
This is a messenger RNA of Diospyros lotus (date-plum), 696 nucleotides long. RefSeq lists its product as uncharacterized. Bases 1 to 696 code for a protein of 231 amino acids. NCBI's taxonomy places the organism in Eukaryota, Viridiplantae, Streptophyta, Magnoliopsida, Ericales, Ebenaceae. The transcript has a single exon. The record is from RefSeq and is a predicted model, not a curated record.